This is a messenger RNA of Cutaneotrichosporon oleaginosum, 1318 nucleotides long. The record is from RefSeq and is a predicted model, not a curated record. NCBI's taxonomy places the organism in Eukaryota, Fungi, Basidiomycota, Tremellomycetes, Trichosporonales, Trichosporonaceae.
GCGUAUGUUGCGCGUGCGCUCGCCGGCAUGAUUCAGAAGGUCGGGCUGCUCCCACGCGGCAACCAUCGCUCAGUUAAGGCGGCGUACCGCGUCUACACGGAUCACCGCGUGGUGAGGGGCGAGCGGCCAUGCACCAAAACGGACAGCCCUGGUGCGCUGUACCGGCGUAUAUUUGGUCUCUCGCGGCCAGUCGUCAUCGAGUUUCUUGGAGCAUGGGACACAGUCUCGAGUCUGGGUGGCAUCGGUCUCCCACGCCUGCCGUUCGCCGGCGGCGUGCAGGCCGUCAAGUUCUUUCGCCAGGCCCUGGCACUCGACGAGCGCCGCAUCCGCUUCACGCCCGAGUACCGCUACCUGGACCAGCGAGAGAGCCAACUGUGCAAUAAUGUCACUGAAGCCCAGGAGACACUGGCCAAGGCGAGGCGAACCGGUGAUGCCGCGCAAAUCGCGGCUGCUGAGAUCGCUUUCGCCAGAGCUGUCAAAGCCCGCGAAGAGGAGUACCCUACGCACUCGUGGACUUUUGACAACGGACGGUUGAAGCGUCGCCGGAUUGACUGCUGGUUCAUGGGCUCACACUCUGACGUUGGCGGUGGCUCUGAUUUCAACGGUGACCCGUCCCUUUCCAACAUCCCUUUCAGGUGGAUACUGCGCGAGGCAGUAGACUGCGGUAUUCUCCUCAGCUCGACAGGCGUGCGCUACCUCAAGGCGGUGGCCAUGCCCUCCGGUCCGCCUGGGGGUGACGGACAUGGCGAGAUUCGCGAGUACCCGAGUGAUGCCACCCUCCGCCGCCUGGAGAGACUGGACAACAUAGUCUCUGAUCAACUCGUCAACCCUCAGUCUGAACAGGACCGCCGGCAAGAGCUAGAGGAGCUGCGCAGCAAGAUUCCUCAAAGCGAGCUGCGCAAGCUGGUGUAUCUGGUCGCGCAGCGGGACGUGUGUGCGGGCCCGCCGUCGAUCGACGCGAUGCGCCCGCCCAAAGUAAGCCUCAAGAACAUCUGGUGGUUGCUGGAGUACCUCCCGCUCAAGACGCGGCGAUACUCGCCCGAGCUUGUGACGGUCGAGCGCAGCUCGAAGUGGAUCAUCAACCGCGGACGCCCGCGGCAGAUGGUUGGGGAACAGCAUGUGCAUGUCUCGGUGCUGUGGCGGAUGCGCGCGCCCGUGUCGGACACGUUGCCGCUGUACAGGCCGACGGCGCGGCUCUGCAAAGGGUUCGAGUCGUGGGAGGCGACGCUGGAUUGUCCGGAUGAUGACAUGUGGGAGAGGUAGGCGGGCGCGGCGCGUAGGCGCGGCGUCGUAAUUGUAGAAGCGUGGUGACCUGUAA